Cottoperca gobio is the source of this 914-nucleotide messenger RNA. RefSeq names its product fibroblast growth factor binding protein 1a (gene fgfbp1a). NCBI's taxonomy places the organism in Eukaryota, Metazoa, Chordata, Actinopteri, Perciformes, Bovichtidae. The record is from RefSeq and is a predicted model, not a curated record. Gene Ontology annotation, biological process: cell-cell signaling. The transcript is spliced from 2 exons. The coding region runs from base 158 to 802 and encodes 214 amino acids. Gene Ontology annotation, molecular function: growth factor binding.
UGUGUGUGUGUGUGUGGAGGGGAGGGCUGAUUCUGCAGCAGCGUACUGUAGCUGCAGAUACGAGGAGUAAAGGCAACCCUCAGCUCUCAAGUGUCAGGUGUAGAGACUGCAAAGCAAAGUUUACUCUGAAAACUUCAGGGUGUUUUGUGCUGGUUUCAUGGCUCUCCUUACCAAUGUCGCCAUCCUGCUGGUCCUGGCUUGUAUUUCCCAUCACCUGAUGUUGAGCAGCUGCCAGAAGAGCAAUGGACGGCGGGGAAGAGGGGUGGACAGAGGACAACACAAGGUCAAGCCAGGGGAGAAGGUGAGCCGCCAAACCAAAUAUGUCUCUGCACAGCCUAUUAAGGGCAAAAUGGUAACCAAAGACAAGUCCGAGUGCACCUGGGCAGCCACAGGUGAGGACACCUUCAUCCUCGGUGUCACCUGUAAGCAGGGGGGCAGGACCUUCAGCUGUGAAUAUGUCGCCACACCAACCGUCUGUCCCCAGUAUGCGUCAAAUGUCAAACUUUACUGGAAGCAAAUCACCAGGGCGUUGAAGAAGCAAAAGACUUUGUGCCAGGACAGUAGUGCGUUGGUGAGGGCGGGUGUGUGCAGAAGAGCUGCCAGAGAUGCUCAUUUCAGACUCCAUAACACUCGGAGCAAGACUGACCCGCAUCCUGCCCCGCAUCCUGCCCCACGGCCUGCAACCAGAGCUCUCAAAUCCUGCAAACCUGGUCACAAGAAGCUGGCUGAGGAGCAAUGUACCGACUCCUGGUCGAGUUUUUGCACAUUCUUUUUUACUAUGGUGCAGGAUGAUGAUUGCUGAGUGAAGAAUCUCAGGUUAAUACUUGUUGUGUCUUAGAUUCAUUAUAGAUAGAAGUAUUUCUCCACAUUGUUGAUUCUACCACUCAAUAAACACUUUUUUAUCUAUUCUUUAA